AUUACAGUAACUCCAAUCUAGCAGCUGUUGCUAUGGUUACCGUAUCACGCAACAGCGAUUUCUGUUUGCGCGCGUAUACAUUUAGCUCAUGCUGACUAAUAAGAUUUAUCGUAAAGGAAUAAGUGCCUGACUUGUAAAAAAAUAUGAACUUUAAAAAUUAGAGUUUUGUCUUAGCCUAUAGGGUUCAAAACGCGCCCAUAAUUCGUAAAAUGUUGCGACACUAUAGGCUACGCUCCUCAAAGCAUACUAGUUGGGGCUAAUACUAGUAGUAUUAGGGGCUCUUCUCUUUGCAGUCUAACUACUCUAACGAUUCCGCCCAUUCUCUCUUGACAGCUCCGUCUUUCACCAACACACUCACUGCGCUCUUUUUGAAGGUCCUGCGCGAAACCCUCCCCAGGCGCGUGAGUGUGACACGCACAAUCUCUUGAAUAUUUUUUUUCUUCACCUAAACUCGCUGCUGUUUUCAAGUUUUCUGAGACUUAGCCUGUACAACACCGCCGCUUUUCUAGUUUUUUUAUUUUUAUUACUCGAAAGGAUAAACGCUUCUGGAAAUGGGCAUGCGUGGAGUUUUGGUUUAUGCAUUUUUUGCGGUUUUUAUCGAUCCGUGUCGGGGGACUUUAAUCAACUGCAAUGAAGUGCGUAAAGUUUUUCAGUGGAAGGAAAUCGGACCUGUAAAAUCAAUACCCGAAACACCGAGAGCAGGUUCAGACCUCCAGGUUUGUUUGUCAAAGAAUCUAACGUGCUGCACCAAGAAGAUGGAGGAGCGUUACCAGGUGGCGGCGCGGCGGGACAUCCAGAACCUCCUCCAGAUAACCAGCUCUAGUCUGAAGUUCCUCAUCUCACGCAACGUGGCUGCUUUUCAAGAAACUGUGGACUCCCUGGUGCGUCAGGCGGAGAAUCACACUCACGCAGUCCUCCUGCACACGUACCGUGAUCUGGCUGGUCCCGCAGCGGCUCCUGUCGGGGAGUUUUUCACAGAUGUGGGUCUCUUCGUCUUGGGCUCCGAGCUCAGUCUGGAGGAAGCCUCGCAGCGCUUCUUUGACGCCCUUUUCCCCCUGGUUUACGAGCGGCUGGUGGAGCCGGAUCUGUUGCGCUUGUCUCCGCUGUACGCCGAGUGCGUCCGCGCCACCUGUCGGGAUUUGGGGCCUUACGGCGGAGCCCCGGGUCGGCUCGCCGCGCUUAUCUCCCGCGCCUCGCUGCCCGGCCGCGUCUUCCUCCAGGCGCUGCACUUGGGCGUGGAGGUCAUCAACACGACCGACCACAUUCAGCUCAGCCGCGAGUGCAGACGCGGCCUACUGAGGAUGAGCUACUGCCCACACUGCCAGGGUCUGACCGCCAGCAAGCCCUGCAUGGGCUACUGCCUCAACGUGGUGCGAGGCUGUCUUGCCAGCCUGGCCGAAGUGGACGCCCACUGGAGAGAGUUUGUGCGCUCGUUAGAGAUGCUCUCCACCCGCAUGCACGGGACGCAGGAUCUGGAGCAAGUGCUUCUGGAAGUUCACGAGCUGGUGAGGGACGCCGUGGCCCACGCACAGAGGAACGCGCCGCGACUUUCUGCACAGGUGCGCAGGGUGUGCGGUCACCCCGUCAGACAGCAGGCGGAGCAGGUGAGCAGCGGGCAGCAUGGCAGCGCCGGACGAGACUCCAUUCCUCUGAAAGGAGUGGUCAGAAACACAGACGACACGCUCAGCAACAGGAGGAAAGACUUCCUCAGCAGUCUGCGUCUGCACCGCGCUUUCUACGGCGGCCUGGCCGACCAGCUGUGUGUGAGCGACCUGGCCUCUGGAGACGGGACGGCCUGCUGGAACGGGGCUGGUGUGGCCAGCUACACUCUCCGAGUGGUUGGCAACGGCAUUAAAGCCCAGGCUGAAAACCCAGAAGUCAAAGUGAAGGAGGCCGACCCGGUGAUCAGUCAAGUCAUUGAUAAACUGAAGCACAUCAAUCAGCUGUUGCAGGGCAAGUCAAUCCCAAAGCUGGGCACACUGGACCAAAUCGAGACCGGAAGUGGAGACGGAUACAGUGGAGACUGUGAUGAUGAGGACGGAUGCUGGGGAUCAGGGAACGGAGCGACCGAGAGGAGAAGAAUAGAAACUAUAUUGACACCGGAAAAUACCAACAAUCACCGAUACCAUCACCCACAAAGCAAAGGCUUUGAUCAGAUGAAUUCUGGCUCGAGAGGAACACAAACCGUCCCGCUGGCUCUUGUCUCGAUAUGCGCGUUUGUGCUGUUGUCAGGGUAACGGCAGCCAACUGGGUCCGCACCCCAGUCUCAAGACUGCUUUUCACACUGUUUCUUGGAAAGAAAAGAAAACGUGCCAGCUUUUAAAAAGUCUAGGGCGAAAUUCCAGGGAGGAGAUGUUCUCGAGUGGAAACGGAUUGGAAAAAUUGAUGCAUUGAGAACUGAAGAUGAACUGAGAGUGAAAAAUAAGAAACAAAACUGUCCUUUCAUAAACCUUUUUAAUCACAAAGUGUUUCUAUCAUAAACAUAACAGGCUACUAAAUAUUCUGCCAACACUUUAUUGCCUUGAAUAAUGUCUUUUCUACAGGGUUCAGAGUUACACAUUCAGAGAAAAAUGAGUUAAUUUAAUUCUUUAAUGAUGUAUAUUCAAAACAUAGUUGUGAGCUGAAAUGAGCACUGCACGUAUCAGCGUUUUUUUUUUUUUUUAUAGAAAUGAUGCAAUAUUUCUGAUGUCACAUACUGCUUUAUGAAUACGUCUCGGUACCAUGUACCUAAAUGACCUCCUUUUUUCAGCAUUUUUAAAUGUACUGUUGUUAUUUCUUUUCAUUUGAAAUGGCGUACGACGCACCUUAACAAAGUGUAUAAAGAUGUGUUGAUUUACAAUGUAUUUAUUCUUGGUUACAGAGUGACAUUAAACAGGUAAUGAAACUAAACAUCUGCCACAUGAAGUUGAAUGCAAGAAAAUAUGAUUGCUUUUUUAAUAUAGUGACACUUUGCAAUAAGGUUUCAUUUGUUAGCAUUAGCAAACAUGAACUAACAGCGAAUAAUACUUUUACAGCAUUAAUUAAUCUUAACGUUAAUGUUAAUUUCAACAUGUACUAAUACAUUUCUUCAAUCAAACAAUGCAUCUGUUAACGUUCCUUAAUGCACUAUAAACUAAAAUAAGCAAUCAACAACUUUUUAUUUUUAUUAACUACCUCUGGCAAUGAUUAAUAAAUGCUGUAAAAUUAUGUUACCACUAUUUACUAGUACUUUUUUUAACUAGUUUUAUAAAUGAGGGUGUUUUCUACUUGUUUUUCACCACAGAAUAAAAAAAAUAAGAAAGGUAACUGCAAUCAGACUUGAUUCUCAGAAUUGCGAGAUAUAAACACAGAAUUGCAGGAAUGCAGAAAAAGUCAGAAUUGUGAGAUAAAAAGUCGUAAACUACCUUUUCUAUUUUUUAUUUCAUGGCGAAAACAAAAAUACACAAUUGUGCAAAUUCUGAAUUUAGAAAGGGAAAAAGAAUUACAAGA
Molecule: messenger RNA, 3468 nt
Organism: Onychostoma macrolepis
Lineage: Eukaryota; Metazoa; Chordata; Actinopteri; Cypriniformes; Cyprinidae
Gene: gpc5a
Product: glypican 5a
Exons: 8
Coding region: 552-2237 (561 amino acids)
Biological process (GO): cell migration; positive regulation of canonical Wnt signaling pathway; regulation of protein localization to membrane
Cellular component (GO): cell surface; plasma membrane; extracellular region
Source: RefSeq, a predicted model, not a curated record